AUGCGCACACCCAACAGCGAAUCUAGCCUUGAUCAGGCACAGCAAGUGUGCACUUCAUGUAAAGCACGGAAGAGGAAAUGCGACAAGGCACUUCCCAGAUGUUCGCAAUGCACCAAGAGGAACUUGACGUGUGAAUACUCAACGCUGGAGCAAUCCCGCAACUCGGCAUCCGUACCCGACCGACCGUGGCAUGGUAUCCACGCCGACGAAGAUCGCGCGGAUGCCCAAUCCCUUGACUUUCCGACCAUGCUGUUCUUGGAUCCGGGUAUUUUACAGCAUGGGCAGGUUGAUAUCUCCUGUGUUGCUCCUCCCGUUCCAGCCCACAUUCUACAACUACUUGGAGACAUAGAUGAAAUUCGCGCCACGGCAUCUAAAUUCUUCGAGCACAUACACAUGUGGAUGCCAUUUAUCUCUAAGAAACGGUUUCAUGAACUCCACCUACGUUCCUUCCAAUCUCAACCCGACAUCGCACUUCUUCUAGUCUCUCUUAAGCUCAUCACAACGCUCCCUCCCGUAAGCCCACGGAACCCUCGGACUCCCCUAUACUAUACCGCGAAGCACUUCUACCUCGAAGUCGAAGGGUCUAGCAUCUUUUCGAUCCCAAUCUUGCAGGCUGGGAUACUCAUCGCUCUCUACGAACUCGGGCAGGCUAUAUACCCUGCAGCCUACCUGUCUAUUGGUGCAUGUGCCCGAUAUGCACACGCUCAUGGCAUCAAUGUUGGUGGAACGUUGAAUACAAGAAGAGCCGUGACCUUGAUUGAGGUUGAAGAGAGGAGGAGAGUUUGGUGGGCAAUUGUGAUCUUAGACCGCUUCGUGAAUGUCGGUUGCCCCGGGAGGCCCUUUGCGACCGCGGACCCUAGCCUAGAUGACUUUUUGCCGGCGGACGACGCCGUGUGGGACCAAGGCAUCGUCAGAUCAGACGAUUCGUUCAGGUUGUCUUCACCAAUGACCGCUCACAUGAGUAAAUUCGCGCUAUUAUGCCAAGCCGCGAGGUUGCUGGGCCAGGUCCUCCGCCAUGUCUCCAGUGAAUCGGCGUUUCAAGAUGACGUCUGGAUGCAGUUAGAUCGGACCCUUCACUCCAUGCUUGCCGCUUCGCAUGACAUGGACGAGCCAGAUUAUGACCAGAUUACCUUCAUUUAUAGCGCUCUCGUUGCUCUGUAUAUGCCUUCGUUCUACGCUGCUGAUGACACGGAUCGCUCUCAGCGCGCAAGAGUUGUCAUUCGACAAAUCAAUGAGACGGUAAGUAGGAACCUCGUUAGACAGCGAUGCUUCAUAGGUCGCGAUCCCGAGGCUAUUUCUCCAUGGGGCCUCUUUUUCGCGUACCAUCUCUGUGGGGCACAUAUACGCUAUGGUCGAGGGAUCCCUGAGCUUGUGAAAAUCCUUAGAGAGACAUUUACGGGUAUAGAUGCUAGGUGGAAUGCUGCAGGUGUUUAUCUCCAGCUCCUCGAGGCGCGGGAAGUCAUGAGCCAGUCGUAAUCGGAGGCUCUGUACACUGUUCUGUUCGACCUGCUUUUAGAGAUCCAAGAGGGACGUGAUUUCAUCCUUUUGAAUGACUGGGAAAGUAUGGGCACCUCAGGCGGUGCUUCGUGGGGAUAGCAAUCUAUCAAUCACAUACUAGCGCCCCCAAACUAACCCAGCGCGCCUAGCUAGUAACUACUCAAACCAUUAGAUUCUCCUUCCUCCAC
Molecule: messenger RNA, 1685 nt
Organism: Mytilinidion resinicola
Lineage: Eukaryota; Fungi; Ascomycota; Dothideomycetes; Mytilinidiales; Mytilinidiaceae
Product: putative fungal-specific transcription factor
Exons: 5
Coding region: 1-1476 (491 amino acids)
Biological process (GO): DNA-templated transcription; regulation of DNA-templated transcription
Cellular component (GO): nucleus
Molecular function (GO): DNA-binding transcription factor activity, RNA polymerase II-specific; DNA binding; zinc ion binding
Source: RefSeq, a predicted model, not a curated record